UGUCAGCCACUUUUUUUCUCCCCUCCACACAUCUCACCCUAAUUUUAACUCACCGAAGCAAUAGUUGUGUCGACUAACCUGUUCGUCUGUUUAAUUCGUCGACGAUGUUUGUGAAUAUUCGCGAAAUUGAUAUUUUCAUUGUCAAUUAACGGAUAAUAAGAGAGUACAGUUUGCAUUUGGUGUGAUAAAUACGUAAUGAACACUGGCAUAUUGCAAUCGUUAUUGUCGUUAGUGAUGCAGUGCAUAACGAUUAUUUGAAAUAUCGUACCAUAUUUCAACUAUUCAAUGUAAUUUAUUUAGUGAUUCAAUUGUGAUUCAGUUAAAUAACUUUCACUGUUUUAAUUAUUGUGAUUACUGGGUCAAUGAAACAAUGACAAGUAGCCAAAGUCCACACGAUUAUUCUUUGACAAUAAGACAAGAGAUUCAAAGAUUCGAGAGUGUACAUCCAUCGAUAUAUGCUAUUUAUGAUCUGAUUGAUCUCAUAAGUGACACUCAUGUUUCUAAACAAAUUCGGGAACAUGUUGUGGCAAUUGAAGAUUCAUUUGUAAACAGUCACGAAUGGACGCUCUCGAGGAACGUACCAGAGCUUCACCUGGGAAUAAUCGGUUCCUGUGAUUCUGGUAAGUCAGCACUAGUUCACAGAUACCUGACUGGUUCGUUCAUGCAUGAGGAAUCACCUGAGGGUGGUCGUUUCAAAAAAGAAGUGUUUAUAAACGAUCAGAGCCAUCUUCUACUCAUUCGCGACGAGGGUGGAACACCAGAGGCUCAAUUUGCCGCCUGGAUUGACGCUAUUCUCCUCGUAUUCUCCCUCGAGAGUGAGGAGAGUUUUUCAAUUCUCUGCAAUUAUUACAAAAAAAUGUGUUCAUUCCGAAAUAUGUCUGACGUUCCAAAAAUUCUUGUGGGCGUCCAAGACUCGAUAAACGAUACAAAUCCACGAGUCAUUAAGGACGUUAGACCUAGAAAGCUAUCAUCAGAGCUGAGGUGUUCGUAUUACGAAACCUGUGCCAUUUAUGGUCUGAAUGUUGAACGAGUAUUCCAAGAUGUCUGCCAAAAAAUCAUCCAAAAAUCCGGUACAAAUAAAAAUUCAACACCAUUGGCAGCUUCACGUUGCAAUGGCCAAAAUACAACAGAUAAUGAACCUAAAUACUCAAUGCCUGUGAUUAAAACAUCACUGGCACAUGCCAAAGAGGAUACCUGCAGUCCCUCCAAGGUCAUACCUGAUAAAACUGAUGAUUUUUUGAGACCAACGCAGGAUAACAUUCCCCAGUGUGAUACGAUGACAAACGAUAGUUUUCACGAUUUUAGAAGUUCCAUUUUAACGCCAACGACAAUCAGAAAAUUCAGGCGAAAAUCAAAUAUUUUUACGCCAUCAAAAAAGGAGAAAUAUAAUAUGGGAGAGAUGGGAGUGGGUAGGGAGAUACCUGUUAAACAGGGAUAUCUAUUCAAGAGGAGCAGUAAAUCGUUGAAAGAGAGGAAGAAGAAGUACGUUACUCUCCUCGAGGAUGGAAGAUUGACUUAUCACAGUAGUUUACACGAUUAUAUGAAUGACACCAAUGGAAAAGAGAUUCUCCUUCAGUAUGUGACAGUUAAAGUUCCUGGUAAAACACCCAAAGGAUCCAAGACAGUGGCCACCAUCGACGAUUGCUUCGAAUUUUCGAUAAUCUCGUUGGAGAACAAGAGUUGGAACUUUGAGGCGAGCAAUGCUGAUGAUAGAGAUCUGUGGAUUGCUGCCAUUGAACAACAGAUUCUGUCCAGUCUACAGAAUUCAGAUGGUGAUAAGAAGAAUGAGACUGAUGCCUUCAAGAUGAUGUGUAUUAAGAAUAAAGUCUCUGGUAAUGAUGCUUGUGCUGAUUGUGGUGCUUCACAUCCUGACUGGGCGAGCUUGAAUCUUGGUGUUCUUGUUUGUAUUGAGUGUUCGGGUGUUCACAGAAAUUUGGGAUCUCAUAUCUCCAAAAUAAGAUCAUUAAAUUUGGAUGAUUGGUCGGCUGGACAGCUGAGUGUUAUGCUGGCACUGGGUAAUGAUAUUGCUAAUGGAGUUUGGGAGUAUUGUCUGGGUGGUAAGAUCAAACCAUCUGGAGACUCCAGCAGAGAAGCGAAGGAACAGUGGAUCAGGUGGAAGUAUGAAGAGAAAAAAUUUCUUCCACCAGCGAAUCCCAAUAUAUCGUUGGGAAAACUUCUCAUUGAUUCUGUCUGCAGAGGAGAUAUGAGAGCAUUCACACUUUGUCUGGCCCGAUGCACUUACGAAGAUGUUAAUAUAUCUGUGAGCGCUGAAGACCUGAGGACUCCUCUUCAUCUUGCCUGCGCCACUGGCAAUUUGGCAAUGGCACAAUUGCUUAUUUGGCACAAAGCCAAUCCUCAAAAUCUUGAUCACGAAGGCCGUACCUGUAUGUCAUACGUUCGAGCAUUGGAAAGAACUCUGGACAACACAACAGACUCCAUGGAGAUGCAAAAAUUACUGGAAGUUCUUGAACAGGCCAGUAUAUCGAGUAUGGACGAUCCAGAAACAACACAGUAUUAAGUAUUUUCUUUUCACUAAACUAAUUAACAGGGAAAAUGAAAAAAAUUGGUACUUACGUAAGGAAUAACUCCACCGAAUUUUUAAUUGUAUUGAUUUUUCCAAGUUUUUUUUUUGUGUUUCAUGGAAGAUGAAGGAGAAGAUGGAAUUUUAUUAUUUAUAUGUACUGCUUGGCUGUUUUUACUCACCUCUGAUGCUCCAUCAGAUCUGAUUUUAUUGUUUUAAUGUAUUAAUUUUUCCCGUAGUAUUUAAACAAAUUAUUUUUUAUGAAUUUUCACUGUAUCGAUAUGUGUAGAAAUGUUUCAAUCGUAUCUGAAAAUUUUCCAGGUGAAAUACUGAACAAUAUUUCAAUUAUUUACGUGUUUAACAAAUUAUUGCGAUCGAAUUCACGUCAUGUACAUCGGUAUAUCUCAUUCCGAUACGAUUUAGAGUUCAAUAAUCAACGAAAGUUAUGGAUAACUCUCGAAAGUAGAAGUAGAUGCAUCAGAUUUGGUUGUUGCUCAAAUUUUCAUCUCUCUCUCUUACUUGAAAAUAAAUUGCAUAAUAUCUAACACCUACGUGAAAUUUAAUGGAAAACAAUUAAGAUGUAGAUUAAAAAAUAAAUUCCAAAGCUGAUGAAUCUACAGGUAAUGAAUAACGCAUCACAAAUUGAAAGUGAAAAAUGUAAUAAUUUAUCAAUUUAUUCGAGUGUAGUUUUCGUCAAUGACUGAUCAGUACAAAACACUCAUGAAAGAAAUUCUAGUUAUAUUUAUACAUUGAAUGUAUCGAGAAAUAUGUGCUUAUACAGUUCUCAUGUUGAUUAAAUAUAUUGUCAUAUAUAAUUAUUCUAAAA
Diachasmimorpha longicaudata is the source of this 3347-nucleotide messenger RNA. It is a transcript of the gene CenG1A, whose product is annotated as centaurin-gamma-1A. Gene Ontology annotation, molecular function: GTPase activator activity; GTP binding; GTPase activity. Gene Ontology annotation, biological process: activation of GTPase activity. The record is from RefSeq and is a predicted model, not a curated record. Lineage: Eukaryota; Metazoa; Arthropoda; Insecta; Hymenoptera; Braconidae. The coding region runs from base 371 to 2518 and encodes 715 amino acids. The transcript is spliced from 4 exons.